CCAAAUGCGGUAAGCCGCUAACGAUGCUGUUGGGCAUAGUGACCUAUGACCUUGGCACCCUGCUGGGUCUAUGGACGGUCCAGCAUUCAGUUCUGGCACAGACGUUCACACAGGGAGUCAUGCCUGGCACGGGAUUAGGUAUCAUCCUGGCAAACUCUAUGGACUACACCUUAGCUUGGCCGGCGGGAAAACACCUGGGCCUUGUAUUGACCAUUUCCACCAACACAAACUUUGGAGCCACGGGCAUCAACUACAUCGUGUCCAGCUUCAUCAAUCCGGAGAACCAUAGCCCGGACCUGGAGACUGACCACACCACUUACUUCACUCAGGAAGAUGUCCUGGACAGGACUCCAUACAGCUUUGUCCUUCUAUCAGUAACAUUCCUCACGAUUCACAUGCUCGGUUUUUUGAUGAUCCGCUUGCCAAGCCCAACAAUUUUUGCCCAGGGCGUAGACGACGCUGAGUCGGCCGUAGCAGAAGCGAAAAAAGAUGAGGAAAAAUAUUCUCUGGCUGCAGGUCAAGAAAUAAGAGUUUACCACGAAGGACCAUUAGAGAGGACGGAAGAAGUUUUACAGAUGGACAAAGAACAACACCAAGUCCUGCCCAACCUUGCUCAGGGAGGUUCCAGUCAUAGUUAUGUUCAGGGAAAAAAUAAUUGUGAUACCGCUGGGCAUCUAGAAAAAUCUAAGUUCAUAUUACCCAAAUUGUCUGGAUUUUUCAAAAGAAGACCUGAUGAAAAAACACCUCUAACAUCCAAUAGAAUAGAGAGAGUAGUUCCAGAAACUCCCGAGGAAGAGACUGUACUGAGCCUACCUGCACCGUCAGAGAACGACACAGAAAUGACUGUGCCAUCUAAAGACAGAGCUAAAAACACAGAGAAAUAUCCACUGAACAUCACCGCUUCUGACGCUAUAAGAAAUAAACAGUUCUACGUGUUGUUUUUCUGCAUUGCUGCAACGGAGUACAACUUCAUCCUAGAAGCCUCCUACUACAAAUUGUUUGCCCAAAACGUCAUAGCAGACGACCAUUUUCUCAGCAGUAUUGGAACAAUGGCUGCAAUUUCUAUUUUCAUUUGUAAACUGUUAUCAGGCGUGGCAAUCGAUACAUUCGGAUUGAAAAACACUUACCUGGCUAUGCUUUCAACCAUAGCAAUUUUAAGCGGGUUUUGGUAUUUUACCGCUUUCAUCAACAAGUGGUUUUAUUCUUUCUGGUCGUGUGCAUACGCUUCCUUUAACUUUGCCUGCUACAGUAGUGUGACGGUAGCGACGUGCAAAGUCUUUGGCUCUGAGUACAUCACUACCAUAUUUGGCCUGAUUUCUGUCGGUGGAGUUAUCGCUACUUUAUGCUUGCCGUACACCACAGAGGUGCUCUUGUCGUGUUUUGGCUGGUUCGGGGCGUUCACUGCUGCCUCAGUGUUUGUUGUCGUGGCUGUCAUUUUGCUAGCCAUCAUCUUCCCAAACAUUAAGUAAAAAAAUCGUGCGUGUGUGAUUUUGUGUAUUUAUGUACUGGUGCGCGCGUACGUGUGUGUAUGUGCGU
Molecule: messenger RNA, 1536 nt
Organism: Aplysia californica (California sea hare)
Lineage: Eukaryota; Metazoa; Mollusca; Gastropoda; Aplysiida; Aplysiidae
Exons: 3
Coding region: 24-1469 (481 amino acids)
Biological process (GO): transmembrane transport
Molecular function (GO): transmembrane transporter activity
Source: RefSeq, a predicted model, not a curated record